AUGCUGGCAGCCAAUUGUAAAAGAGAUUGUGACUACGUGAAGAGAACAGAUGAUCGUUUCGCCUCUCUGCGUACUUUCCCCACCGGGAGCUAUUACGAAGGAACCAAAUGUAGCGUGGGGCCUGAGCCCGAGUUGGGUCGGUCAUGCGCAGUUUAAGAGACCCACGACUCGUGUAACUGUUGUGCUAGUUUAGUAAAGUGAUUCGAACGCUAGCUGUGUUAGUUUUGUUACAUUUGGUGGCAGCGGUAGGAUUUUUGCCAUGGAAGAUACCGUGAAAGCUUUAGAAGAGAAAGUAGCGCUCCUCGAGGCCAAACUUGGAAAGAAAAGUGAAAGAAAGGCUGGUGCAAGCGGCAGUUCACCGACCACGUCGCCAGAAAACCCGCUUUGCAUCAAACCGGAGAGCUUCUCUGCGACGUCCAGCGAAAGUUGGGUGGUUUGGAUACGGAAAUUUAAAAGUAUUGCAGCCCUUAACAAGUGGAGUCCUGAACUUCAAUGUCAAAUAUUACCCACGUACCUGAAAGGCCUUGCCGAACAGACCUAUUACAGCCUGACUGCCGAACAAACAGCCACGUGGACAGCCGUUGAACGCGCUCUGACAGAUCGAUUUCAUCCUAAGGAAUCUCGUCAGGUACACAUUUCCGCUCUACGAGCCAAAUUAAGACGUCCUGACGAAGAUCUACAUCAACUGAGGUGCGACAUUUCUCGUCUUGUGGAGCUGGCCUAUCCGGAUGACCCCCCGGAUAUACUCAAUCGCACGGCCAGAGAUUUCUUCGUGGGUGCUUUGACCCCUAUUAUAUUGCGAGAGAAGGUGUUGGAUUUGGGGCCCAAUAAUUUGGAUGAGGCCCUAUACCGGCAGCUCAGCGCUAUGAAUCAAAUCAAAAAAUGCUAAACAAGGGAAGUGCUCGAGUACUGUCUUCAACAUCCGGGGAGCAAGAACAGUUAGGCUCCCAACAGGGCACCCAAGAACCCCCAGCGUGGGCUAAGGAGCUUUUUCAGCAGCAAGCUGAAAUCUUAGAGAAGCUGAAGAAUAUUCCUCAAGGGAGGUAAGGUAGGAAUGAAGGUGUAGAACCUGGACAAGGCCCCAGAGCAUGUUUUAAGUGCGGUAGCCUGUCUCAUUUUAUUCGUGAAUGUCCACAUCAAGUCCGUCCCGACCAGGGAAACGGGAGAUGGGCGGGGCGCAGCCGAAAGUGACCGCCCGAGAAUCCAAAGGGAGCAUUUUUGCCUUGUCAUGUCAAUGGUGUUAAGUCCCAAGCCUUAUUAGACACAGGUGCAGAAGUAAGAAUUAUCAGUGAAGACCUAUACAGUCGCUUCAAGACACAUAUAAACAAACUUGAGCCCGCACUGAAGCCUGUCCUGGGGGCCAACAAUAUGCCACUUGAUGUGGUUAGAGAAACAGAAGUAACAAUUCAGCUGGGCGCAAUCAGGGCUAAGCAUAAAGUGCUGGUGUGCCGAGGCUUGGCAUAGCAAGUGUUGAUUGGUAUAGAUUUUCUAACAGCUCACAAAUGUAUCAUUAACUUUGACACUAACACUGUCUACAGUAAGGAGGGACCCAACGGAAUGGUUUUUGGAUGCCUUGAUAGAGUUUACAGGAUCACUGUGGCCGAAACCGUCACAUUAUCUCCAAAUAUGGUCGCAGACAUACCUUGUGAGGUCCAAGGGGUAGAUGACUUAGACGAAUGUAUGGCUGUACGGACAAGUUUUCAGAAAGAUAUUCAGCUGGGGCCUUUCGGACGGCCGUGACUGUGAAAGGAGGUCGAAUCCCAGUUCGUGUGUUCAAUUACCUUAUCAAGCCCCUCAAGAUUUACAGGUGUAGCAGUAUGAGGGACCUCUACCGAUUAGCUGGCGAGGUGGAAUCACAGGAGGAAACCAAUGCGGGUGUGGGCUACAUGGUGGUACCCACUGCGGCCUCAAAGGAAGAUGUUGAGGUUGGAUUGGAAGCUAAACAGUGUGGUGCGGUUUUUGUGGGGGAUGCUGACGUUCACAGUUUAUUGGUAGAAGAGAUGUUCCCGAUCAGCAGCGAUUUGGUCCCGGAAGAGGAAAAACUUAGGAAUUAUGAGGUCUUCUCCACUUACGCUGACUGCCUUUCAAAGGGGCCGUGGGAUUUAGGUACUGCAAAGGGCGUACAACAUACCAUCGACAUAGGCUCUUCCAAGCCAAUCCAGGUACCGCCACGAAAAGUUCCCUUUCACAAAAGACAAGAAAUGCGCAACCAAGUGGAUUAAAUGCUCGAAGCAGAGAUCAUGACGAGCUUUGAAGCGCGAAAAAAUUUUAUGCAAAUUAGCUGGCUGCACAUUCAAUGUGCAGCCAGCUAAUUUGCAUAAGUAAUUCAAAACCAAGGUUUGACAGCUCUAGGCUCUUGAGGUGUUACCUGAAUACCCUAGGACUUCCGUAAAUUGCCCACAAAAGAGUAACCCAAGCUACCAUAAACUGAAAUGAAAGUAACCGCAAUAUCCGAUUAAAGCAAGGUUUAAAUCUUUUUCUGCUCGGCUAACUCUCUUCCGAGACACUUGCUAUUUUGGUAAUAAUAAAACGCCAUAAACAUUUUACAUUGCGCCUUUUUCAGUCUCGGGCAGUAAGUUAUAGUAUGAAAUGGAGGUAAACUCAAGAAUUCAGUUUUGUGACUGCCCUGCAACUUUGAAACUAUUUAAGCCGCUUCCUAAAAGGCCGGGAAAAUGUUUUUCGUAUACGCUACCCAGGAUACUACAGGAAUGAUUAGAGCAUUUUUACGAGUUAACUGUAGAUUUCAGGUAUACACUACCCAGGAUACUACAGGAAUGAUUAGAGCAUUUUUGCAAGUUAACUGUAGAUUUCAGGUAUACGCUACCCAGGAUACUACAGGAAUGAUUAGAGCAUCUUUACGAGUUAACUGUAGAUUUCAGGUAUACACUACCCAGGAUACUACAGGAAUGAUUAGAGCAUUUUUGCAAGUUAACUGUAGAUUUCAGGUAUACGCUACCCAGGAUACUACAGCAUUGAUUAGAGCAUUUUUUGAGUUAACUGUAGAUUUCAGGUAUACACUACCCAGGAUAUCUGCAACGCAGAUAACAAAAGCUCAGGAAACAAGGGGACCCUGCAUGACCCAGCGAGGCUGCUUGUCUGCGAAUUUUUUUUGAGAAAACAGCUGACUCUCUCGAGUGUUGAACUAGAACAGAAUAAUCCAGAAUUAUAAUUUUAAACAUCAUUGCUACUGAUAUAAUUAUUAAGUUUUCUUACCUGUCUGGAGUCUCUUCCACUGAUGUCAAUGAUCUGGGCGCCAAACAAACGCGCGCGGUACAUAUUUCCCGCCACAAAUAAUUAAAAGCACUUUCAUGAGACGGUGAUCAAAAUGCAAAAGCAAAAUAGGAAAGCCGGCGCCAAAUUGCUAGAGGCUAGCGAUCGUUUGUUGGGCGGCGUGUGAUAGAGUGAAACUGACAAAAUAUCGAGAAAUCUGGACAGAAUCUUUUUGUAAUACAUUAUCAAAAAUUAUGUGAAAUACAUCAUCAGAGAACACGUGCGAAAAAAAUAAUUUCGGCUCGAUAUUUUUUCUCGGUAUUUUUCAUCGACAAAAAACCGAAACAUUAAAAAUCACGACUUACCAUCAAUUACUCGGCUAGACAAAGCUAAACUUACCAAAGUCGAUAACCAAGUAAGGAUUUCCUACAGAAAUAAUUUGCCACUCUCGUUUAGCAGUGUAGUGGUCGAACUUGACGUAGGUUAAAACGGAUUCGUUUUGCCGGCAUCUUCCCGUUAAAUUAAAGUAGAUUUAACACUUGCCAGGAGUAAUUAGAAAUCUAGCCAUUUUGCUCAUAGCUUCGCAAAUGCAACCAGCUUUAUGCAGUAAAGCGACAGAAACUUUAGCGAAAUAUUCACACGCGACAGUCGCGACAACCGCAGUAAAUCUAACAAAUGAAACAAGAUGCUGAGAGAAAAAAAGGGCUUCAUUGAUUGUUUCCGGCAGGCGGUGACAAGUAAUGUACGAGAUUAGAAGACCUCCUGGUCAGAAUUUUUUUUGUAGCCUAAGCCCGUCAUGUAGAACCGUCUGAUUCCCCUUGGUCGUCUCCGGUGGUUUUAGUAGCGAAACCUGAUGGCAGUCAACGUUUCUGUGUGGACUACCGCGCCCUUAACUCGGUAACCAAGCGAGAAUUGUACCCGCUUCCUUGGUGUGAUGACAUAUUGGAGAGUUUAUCGGGGGCACAGUGGUUUUCUCAUCUCGACCUCCUUAGGGGAUAUUGGCAAAUUGAUGUGGCAAAGGAAGAUCGGGAAAAGUACAGCGUUCGCAACUCCGGAUGGUCUUUACCAAUUCCGUAAACUAAGUUUUGGCCUUACGAAUGCACCUGCAUGUUUUAUGAGGGCUAUGCACCUUAUCUUGAAGGGCUUAUGCUGGUCAGACUGUCUAGUGUAUCUAGAUGAUAUCAUUGUCUUUGGUCGAACACUACAGGAGCAUAGGGAGAGACUGUCACUUGUCUUGUCACGCUUGACAGAAGCAGGCUUGAAGAUUAACCCCAAGAAAUGCAAGCUCUUGUGUGAACAGGUGGUUGUGUUAGGUCAGGUCGUGUCACGGGAGGGCAUAUCUACUGAUCCAGAGAAAAUAAGAGUCAUAAAGGAGUGGCCGGAGCCAGUUGAUGAGAGUCAGCUGAGAGCGUUCUUGGGGACGGCUGGUUACUAUAGACAAUUUGUGCCAAACUACGCCCAAAUUGCAUCCCCUUUGCACCGCGCUUGUCAAAAGGGGGACCGUUUCAGAUGGACAGCCGAGUGCGAGGAAGCUUUCCAGGACAUCAAGCACAGAUUGUCGAGUGCUCCCAUCCUGGCUUUUCCCCAGCUAGACGUACCGUUCAUCCUGGACAGUGAUGCCAGUGACAGUGGGCUGGGGGCGGUGUUGCCGCAGUUUCAAUGAGGGAAAGAACGUGUAAUAGCAUACACAGCGCGUGCUCUAUCAAAGGCUGAAAGGAACUAUAGUACCACCCGCAAGGAGCUGUUGGCCCUCGUGUGGGGAACGGAGCACUUCGAGACAUUCUUUUACGGGCGACGUUUUCUGGUCAGGACUGACCAUAAUGCUCUGCAGUGGCUACGGAACUUUAAAAACCCUAGAGGCCAGGUGGCUAGGUGGCUUGAUAGGCUUAGUGACUUCGAUUUCGAGGUGGAACAUCGUCCGGGUCAGUUGCACGGCAGUGCGGAUGGACUGUCCCGCCUUCCCUGGGACGAGAGUGCAUCGGUUAAGGUAGAGAGGGACGCCACCCUGAUUCAGUCUGUGAAUAUGGAACCCAUGUCGAGAGAAAGUAUACGUGCAGCCCAAAACCAAGAUCCUGUUCUGUCGCAAGUUGUGAGGUGGCUUGAAACUGGUGUCAGACUCGCUAGAGGCGAUGUGGAAGGAGGGGGGCGCAAACUUUUGUCAUACUGGUCACAAUGGAGAAGGCUGUCUCUCAGGGACGGUCUGGUGUUUAGACGUUGGGAACACGAAGUGACAGGCGAAGAGAUUUAUCAUCAAAUCUGCUUGCCCGAGAGCGUCGUGUCACAAGUGUUGUGCGCCUUGCACAACAAUCCUUCAGCAGGCCACCUUGGCGUGUCGAAGACUCUAGAAAAAGUGCGGAGGAGAUUUUAUUGGCAUGGCAUUGCGGGAAGAUGUCGAAAUGCACGUGAGAAGGUGUGUCCCAUGUGCUACAGUCAACGACCCCUUAUAAACAUUAAGGCAGGGCACCCCCUACAAAGGGUUGCAAUAGACAUCGUAGGUCCCACACCAAGAUCUACCUCUGGCCAUGAGUGGUUGCUGGUGGUCUCCGAUCAUUUUACUAAGUUUGCUCAAGCCUUCCCAGUGAGAAACACCUCAGCAGUCACGCUGGCGAAGAAGGUGAUGGAUGAAUACAUAUGCCGUUUCGGGUGUUUCGAGGGGCUGCAUUCUGAUCAGGGAGCCAAUGUGGCUGAAGCUGUAUUCAAAGGUCUGUGCGAUUUAAUUGACGCAGCGAAAACAAGGACAACGCCCUACCAUCCCCAAGGGGAUGGGUAGGUAGAGAGACUGAACAAAUCUCUGGUGAAGAUCCUUAGUAAGCUGAUUUCUGACCAUCGCCGAGACUGGGCGGACUUUGUGCCGAAAGCAGUUCUUGCUUACAACACUAUUGUGCAUGAGUCGACGGGAUUUACCCCUUAUCGCUUAAUGUUCGGCAAGGAAGCUAUUCUGCCAUUGGAUGCUCUCCUUAGGCUUGAGACAACACCUUCCCAAGGGUCGGCACGGACAUACCCCGAUUAUGUUGUUGAGUAGAAGCAGCACUUGGAAGAGACGGAGCAGGUAGGGAGAGAGAAACUCAAGCGAGCGCAAAGGUCCCAGAAAGCUUAUUAUGACACCAAGUGCCAUGGUCAGCGGUUCCGUGUAGGAGACCGGGUUUGGUAUAGAAACCGAACCAGGACGAGAAGGAAGAAAUUCCUCAAACCCUGGUGUGGUCCUUGGAAGGUGGUGAAAGCUCUAUCUGAUGUUACCUAUCGCAUUGAAGAGGAGAGGCGGAAGCCGGGAAAACGUCGUCAGAGGAAGGUGGCCACUUCAAUUAUCUGAAGCCAUGCUUUUCGCCACCUGAAACCCACGAGAAGCCCUCACAGUUAACCUCUUCAAGCCAUGCGGAAGAUACGCCACAAGGGGAGAACCUGAGGGACGGGCAGCAACCGUCUCGAGGAACCUUAGUUGACUCUGGAGAUGUCGAACUGGAAUGGCUGGAAAAUCCAGUUGCUACAGUCACAGAAGUUUCUCAUCCCUUCCAGGAGCGUGAAUAUAGUGGUGAAUCUAGUGGUACAUUAAGUACAUCCCCUCGAACUGCUGACCUGCCGUGUCAAUCUGAGGUUUCUCAAGUGAGUGAUGAACCGCGUCGUGAACCGUGUCAUGCUGCGAGGCCGAGACGUGAGUGAAGGGAGCCUGUCUGGCUACGAAACUAUGUUAGAACAGUGUUGUUUACCCAACCUGGCCCUUGAACUUUGUAGGAACAUUUGCAUGCUUAAGUUAAAAAUUCUCUCUUGUACUUCGGACCUUAUGUGGGAGGGGGUAGUGUAGCGUGGGGCCUGAGCCCGAGUUGGGUCGGUCAUGCGCAGUUUAAGAGACCUACGACUCGUGUAACUGUUGUGCUAGUUUAGUAAAGUGAUUCGAACGCUAGCUGUAUUAGUUUUGUUACACAAAGUUAAAGAGCCCAACGAGUUUGAUUUGAUGCUGGUCAUGGAGGAUUUACCUGUUCGUUAUAUUGGUUACAGAAUCAGAGGAACCAGUUUUUUACAUAAACGGCCUGAUCAGUUAUAUCGGUGACAUGAACGCUGGAAACAGGGCAACAGAUUAUACACCAUUGGGUGAGUACAUCAGGUUUAUUCGCUUUUUUCAAUUCACCAAAUUAAUCACGUGUUUUCCAUCAACUAGCUUUUCCAACCGUGUCUAGUUAGGCAACGAACAGUUGAGUUAGCGAACACUGCACGGGCCAUAUCCACUAAUAUCCUCUAUGAUUUGUCACAUCUUGUUUUAAAACAUGGGUGUAAACUGCGAGAUAAAAAAGCGAUAGCGCCUUUUAGUUAAAACUAUCAUUAAGCCAAAUCAGGGAUGUCAAGUCACAUCGACUAAUAGCUUUUGCUUUCAGCGAAGCGCUUUUAUAUAGAACCGCACCCAAUAACAACGUAAACGUCCAUAGAUAUAUAGUACAAAAUUAAUAUAGCCCCAAUUAUGAGCCAAUUAUAGUAUGUCGAAUGUAAGUCGACCUUGUCACGGUUUUGGAAGCCAUCUUGACGGCUAGGUUGAACCUCGUGAGAAAUUACGUAUACAGUGUUUGUAUGAUAAUCUAAUGUCGAAAAAUAUCCGUAAAAUGGCUGUUCUGAAAACAAUAUGAAUUGUGAACUAAAGCUAGCUACAAAGCAAAGGAUUGUACAACAAAAAUCUUGGGGGCGAACCUGUGCUUAAAUUUCUCCAGAGGCUUGUUUUGGAUUUUCCACAUAUUUGUCUUUAAUUUUUCCCGGGGCUUUCUUACAGACUGCAUAUGUAUACAAUAUGUAUAGAAAUUCUAAAAAAAUUGAUUUUAGGUCUUCUAGUGCAUGUGACGCCCUCACUUUUUUUCAGUAAAAUCCUCAGGAGUAAAACUUUAGUUUACAAUUCGUAUUUUUUCCAGAACAGCCGUUUUACGGAAAUUAUUCGACAUUAGAUUCUCAUACAAACUCUGUAAUUUCUCACGCGGUUGUCAAGAUGGAUUCCAAAACCGUGACAAGGUCUUUCACCCAGGACACUGAUAAAACGUACCUAAAAGCGUACCCCCGGCCGUUAUAAAUAAAACGAUGUGUCCACUUUCUAAGCAACGCGUUUUACACAUCGGAAUUCCAUCGUGUUCUUUUAUCUAAGAGUUAAAUUACAUUUAAGUCUUUAGUACUUUUAAACUACCAGACAAAAUUAUAGUUCCAAUUAAACCUUGUGACAUGUCUUUAAAUGAGGUUAUGUUCCUUAUUUUUUUGUGUGUGUUUAGGAUUCGUUCGAGUAUUCAUCAAUAAUGAAGCUAACCGUCUUAAGUGGAAGCGUGAUAGCUGUCUCACACAGGAAAUGUUAAACGCUUCACAAGUUAAAGCAGUGUUAAGAAGGCUUGUUGGCGAAGCCAUUGUAAAUCUGGGUUUUAAUCCAAGGUAAGCAAACAAGACUCUUUUAAACAGAGCCGGACAAGCAUUCGCGCAUUAAAAAAAUAUAUAUGGCUCGAGAAAAGCCAUGGCGCGCAGAACGCGUCUUCUCUUUCCUUGUGUGCAAUAGUCUCGUACCACUGUAGAGCUCUUCUGAAACUACGCGAUUAUGCGCGCGUCUCAUCGUCCUCCUUUGGUUGGCUAAUAUUAAGCUAUUAAGCAGUCUCAUUAAGCUAUCUCAGUUUCCCAUAGCUUUAAACAAGAGACAACAUAGUAGCCAUGGGCCUUUCUCAAAAAUGUAAUCCGCCUCGUGUUCGAGUAUAACCAUUAAGAAAAAACGGCAAAAGCUGUACGUCAAGAAGGAAAAAACGAGGAUUCUUCCUUUUUUACAGAUUGCUAAAUUACAGCGUUUUAGUUCAGGCUUUCCCUGGUCGUUGCUAGUUUGCUCUUAUUCCUCCGUUUUUGCCUUUUGCUGGGAGUUUAUUAGGCUUUUAUUUGUUCACCGGAAAAAAUUGUUCAUCCCACUUUGUUGUGAAAGAUACAUGUUUUUUGUCGUUUUUCCCUCAGGCCGGCUAGAUUAAGCCGCCAACAGUUGGUUAUCGAUUGAAAGAUCUAUUUCUCUUGUAUAAGUUGGUUGUUAAAGUCGUCUACGACAAUUAAAAGUUUCGAAGUCGAUGCCGAGCAGAAUAAUGAAUAAGGGAUUUGAACUGAACUAUCAAAUGAAAAAAACACGAAUAUUUUGGGUUAAAACAUCUCGAAUUAUGAAAACCACAUGGUGAAGCAAAGAAAAAACUCUUUGAACCAUGGUGGGGAUUGAACUCAUGGCUACUGUGGCUGAUCCCACUAAGCGAGAUGACCUGUUGGGGACAGGUCAGGGGAUACCAUUAUGGUAGUGAAUGGCGGCAAAGAGGAAAUGAAUGUUACUUUAUUGAGCCGAGCAGCACUUGUAACUCAAAUGAUAGAAGAGAGAGUUAACUUAGCAUUUAAAUUUAACAGUCACGCAUAAUCUCAGAAAUUCCCACUGAGCGUUCGCGGGAGCAUAGCGAAUGAGGGAGCUCAGCUUGAGAUAAGAAAUUAUUUUUAAAAUCUCGGUGCUAGUCAAACCCACGACCUCCGAAUUUGACACUGACAAUAAAAAGACGAAUUCCUUCCCUGCUAAUUCCCAUCUUCAGAUUUGUUGCUGUUAAGUCACAUGGUCCAGCAAUCACCCUGUACAUAACCAACACAAAUGAUGGCACAAAGUAUUCUGAGGACUUGACCUUGGCUAUCAAAUUCAUUGACUGGCCCGAUGAAGCUAUUGAGUGGAUUACAAGGCGACCGGGACCUAGCCUGGGUUUCUCCCGAGGUAAGCACAGUUUACGUAAUCUCCCGUAGCAAAAGGUAUUCUGGUGAAUUCCCUGUCGCUUUAUUUGUGUUGAGUAAAAGAGUGACUUUCUCCUUAUAUGUUUUCACUUUCAUGCUGCUAAUGAUUCGGUAAAUGUAGAUAGUCCCCCCUAUACAUACUCUCAGUUCUACGGAAGUUCGUUGCCCCUCUGAGGAUCCCCCCAGAUAAUUACUGGGAUUAUCGUUUGAGCCAUGCAGAUGCAGAAACUCAUGUUCACAGGGAGAAUGCUCGUUUUAUCGGUAACAAUUGUUGUUAUUUUUCUACUUGGUAAUUUAGGUUGGCCUAAUUCACUGCUCUUACAAGAAAUUCGUGACGGUGGUUGUCAUCUUGUUGCUAAACAACCAAAAGGAGACAACGUUCCAGAAGAUGAAAACGGAAUUUUCUGGAGAUUUUCUUUCUCUGCAGCUGAAAAAAAGCUGUUUCUCCUCGAAGGCCAUGGUGAAGCCAGCCCUUGCCGCAAACAGGUUUUAAGAAUUUUGAAGGCCCUGAGAGAGGAGUUGCAUCUUCAUCCAUUGACAUCAUAUCACCUCAAAACCAUCUUGUUACACGAAUGUGAAGCUUAUCCACAUCCAAACCAAUGGAGGUAUGAUAGUUUAAGUGGGAGAUUCCUUAGCUUUCUGCAGAGACUGGAAGACUGUUUGAGACAGUUCAACUGCCCUCAUUACUUCAUCGCACAUUUAAAUUUGUUCGAAUUCUUCGGUCGCCAAAGGUGUGAUGAAUUGGCUAAAAAAGUAAAGGAGAUAAUACUUCAUCCAGAGGUCUUAAUAAACCUUAUCAGGUAA
Porites lobata is the source of this 10758-nucleotide messenger RNA. Lineage: Eukaryota; Metazoa; Cnidaria; Anthozoa; Scleractinia; Poritidae. The record is from the annotation of a GenBank genome assembly.